UGUUGGACGGACAAAUGUCGGUUAAAGUAAUCGAGCGACAAUAUUACAGUACUGACGGAAAUAUGACAAAUAUAUAAACUAAGACAGAUCAUGGUGGAAAACACUCCUUCUCCUUUACCCGAGAGAGCCAUCUAUGGCUUUGUUCUAUUCCUCGGCUCUCAGUUUGGCUUCAUCUUGUAUUGUGUGUGGGCGUACAUACCAGAGGAGUGGCUUCAUUCAGUCGGACUCACUUACUGGCCUCAAAAAUAUUGGGCCCUCGCGGCGCCAAUCUAUCUGCUGGUCGCGUUAACCAUUUGUGCUGUGUUGCUAUUUGGAAUCAACAUGUACAAUACGGCACCACUCGACUCUCUGGACAACAUUACAGAUGGGUUUGCACGAGGCCAGAUGAACGAAGUCGCUCGAAAGGGUCAAAUACCAAGACUGAAGGACAUUCCCAUCAGUGACGUCAACAAAAUGUUCUACUUGUCACCUCAAUUGUAACCAACCAACCUUUUGUUUUGGGGUGUGAUGAAAAAAAAUGGGUGAACGUGUGAAGGUUACUAUUAAAUGACUUCAAUUGUGCAAUGGAUACAAAAUGUUUUAAAAUAGUUCAUAUUCUUAAUUAUACCUUGUUUUUACUUAUUGAUUUAAUGCAUUUUAACAUAAACUCUUACAUUGCAAUUAUCACUGAUCACCGGUGGGUUUUUCUAUGUUAAUUCAUGAAUUUUUUGUAUAGGGUUUGUCCUCAGGUCGCAGGUGGGCGAGAGGCGGGGCACACCACGCCAGUCAAUCGCAAGGCACAUAUAGACAAAUAAGCACUCAUACACAGUCACACCAAUGGACAGGUUAGUCUUCCAUGAACCUAACGUGCAUUUUUUGGGAAUGUGAGAGCCGAAACCCCACGCAUCGGAACAUUCAAAUCAUGAAAUGUAAAUGUUCCAAUACUACUAUUUAGGUAAAGAGUUUUAGAUGGGCAAAUGAAGCUUUCUGUGAAGGACUGAACCACUUGGGCCAAUUGUUUCGAAAACGGGUUCGAUUAUUAAUUUAAUUGCAUCAGUAAUAGGGGCCUCUACUGGUGAAAAGCAGGGUUGCAGGGGAUUAGAAACAAGCGCACUAAGACGGAAUGCCGUGUAUUUACAAAUAA
Messenger RNA from Phycodurus eques (leafy seadragon), 1123 nucleotides. RefSeq names its product phosphatidylinositol glycan anchor biosynthesis, class P (gene pigp). Gene Ontology annotation, molecular function: phosphatidylinositol N-acetylglucosaminyltransferase activity. The transcript is spliced from 5 exons. Gene Ontology annotation, biological process: GPI anchor biosynthetic process. NCBI's taxonomy places the organism in Eukaryota, Metazoa, Chordata, Actinopteri, Syngnathiformes, Syngnathidae. Bases 91 to 480 code for a protein of 129 amino acids. The record is from RefSeq and is a predicted model, not a curated record.